GGGCACAGACAACGCACACUCGUCCAGCUAGCCAGUCGGACAGCUAAACAGACGCCUGAAAAUGUUCAAACUGGCUGUUCUCUGGCUGUGUGCGGCCGCUGCGGCUGCCGCCGGCGGUUACGGAAACGCCGAGAGUCACACCAACGUACAAACCUACAACCCCUGGGGCAGCGCAAAGUACGGAUCACACAUCGUCCACCCGACCUACAGUGGAUACGGCGACGGAUACGGACACGGCGGAUUCGUCGGUGGAUACGCGCAGACCUACUCGGAGGCGCGCGGAUCCGGUGGAUACGGACACGGUGGAUACGGUGGCGAGUACGCCUACGGACACAGCGCCAAGGUCGGACACGGAGCUGGAUACGGACACCAGGCUGGAUACGGUGGAUACGGUCACGGGGCUGAAUACGCCGGAUACGGACACGGAUCCGGAUAUGGCCGCGGAUAUGGUUAUCACUAAAUAACCGACAAAUCAGUGCUCUCAUUGAAAAAUUGAGUGUCAAUAGCAUCUAUUUUCAGUGGAAAUACAUGUUUGUUGUCGCGAAAGGUCUGCUUCUUCUUUACUGAUGACCCUGUCAUUUGAAAGACACAGAAACAUAUCAAUCCUCAUGAGAAAAUGCUGGUCCUCCAAAUACUCCUUACUUGUCCUGGUCUGAAAGUAAAUGGACGUUCAAC
This is a messenger RNA of Amphibalanus amphitrite, 675 nucleotides long. Its product is annotated as keratin-associated protein 19-2-like. The record is from RefSeq and is a predicted model, not a curated record. The transcript has 4 exons. NCBI's taxonomy places the organism in Eukaryota, Metazoa, Arthropoda, Thecostraca, Balanomorpha, Balanidae. Bases 62 to 460 code for a protein of 132 amino acids.